Messenger RNA from Camellia sinensis, 3085 nucleotides. RefSeq names its product protein NPGR1. Gene Ontology annotation, molecular function: protein binding. The record is from RefSeq and is a predicted model, not a curated record. NCBI's taxonomy places the organism in Eukaryota, Viridiplantae, Streptophyta, Magnoliopsida, Ericales, Theaceae.
UUCCAUAAAUACAUAAACCAAACAAAAUUCAAACCAAAACAUAUAACCCCAUAUAUAUACAAACACCUCUGCAAACCUUCCAACCACCAUUGCACCCCACUACCCACCCACCACAUAUCUGCAAAUCUCUCUUAACAAUAAGCUGAGCAGAUACAAAAAGAACCCAAAAAAAUUAUAAAAAAUGGGCUAUCAAACUCAGAUCUCUACACCCAAUAGAUAAUCUCUGCCUUCACCUAACUUGCACAUCAUUUGGCUUUGCCUCAAAACCAGAAGAGAAGAGAAGAGAAGAGAAGAGAAGAGAGACAGAGAAACAGAGACCUUACAAGUUGCUUUCAGGGCUACCUAUGGGUUUUUGGUUUUAUGGGCUUCAAUGUUCUUGCUUCUUUGCAAAUUGAGGGUUUUGUUGAAGACUGUUUCAAUUCAGUUUUUUGGUGAAAGUUGACUAUUAUAUAUAGUCAAAAAUCUGAAAAGAGACCAAAAAAUUAUUUUCCUUUGUGGAGAAUAUGUUGUGUUAUUGCUCAGGAGAGCAGAAGUUGGAAGAACCCGCGCCGGAAUCACCGGAAUCGCUGGCGACACGGGAUUUCUCAGCAAGUGGGCUUUCGUCGAGGACCGGGGACUGGGACUCAAAACUUGAAGAUGCCCAAGUGGAUGAAGCUGAGUCCACUUUGAAGGAGGCUCUCUCAUUGAAUUAUGAAGAAGCUAGGGCAUUGCUGGGGAGACUUGAAUACCAAAGAGGGAAUUUUGAUGCUGCCUUUCAAGUGUACCGGGGGAUCGACAUUAGAACUUUGUCGCCGAGGAUGACUAAGGCUAUCAUGGAGAGAACCCAGCAACAAAAACCUCGUUCCAAAGGCAAAAAUGUGUUGUUAGGUGUAAUGACACUGCAUUCUGUGAGCCUUCUUCUUGAAGCAAUUUUUCUCAAAGCAAAAUCAUUGGAGCAGCUUGGGCGAUUUAAAGAGGCUGCCGAGGAGUGCAAAACAAUUUUGGAAAUAGUUGAAUCGGCAUUGCCUAAUGGAAUGCCACAGGACAUUGGUGAAGACGUUAAGCUGCAAGAGAUGUUCCACAAAGCACUAGGGUUGCUCCCCAAGUUGUGGAUACAAGCAGGUUUUCUCGAUGAAGCGAUAACUGCAUAUCGACAGGCUUUAGUCAGGCCUUGGAAUUUGGACCCACUAAGGUUGGCCGGUGUACAAAAAGACUUAGCGGCCACAUUGCUCUAUGGAGGUGUUGAAACAAGCCUUCCACAUCAGUUCCAACUAUUGGCUUCAACCACCCCUAAAACUAACACAGAGGAAGCAAUUCUUUUGCUGUUUAUCCUUAUGAAGAAGGUGUUAUAUGGUGAAAUAGAGUGGGAUUGUGAAAUUAUCGAUCAUCUGACUUUUGCACUCUCCAUGUGUGGGCAAUUCGAACCUCUAGCAGCGCAUGUGGAACAGGCCAUUCCGGGUACAUACACUCGAGCUGAGAGGUGGUACUUUCUUGCUCUUUGUUAUAGUGCUGUGGGUCAAAAUGAGGUGGCAUUGAACCUUCUAAAGAAGGUUUCAGGGUAUUCAGAAGCAAGGCACGAACCCCACUUGCCUUCAUUUUUGUUGGGGGCAAAAUUGUGUUCACAACAUCCAAAACAUGCUCGCAAGGGAAUAAACUUCGCUCGUAGAGUGAUUGAUUUAUCAAGUCAUCGAAAUGGGCAUUUCUCGGAUCAGGCUCACAAAUUCCUCGGCAUUUGUUAUGGGAAUUUAGCAAGAAUUACCGUUUCAGAUUCUGAAAGACUUGGCUUUCAUAGAGAAGCAUUAAAUUCGCUAAACCGUGCUGCUCUAAUUGGUGAGGAGGACCCAGAGAUAAUGUUUAGCCUUGGGUUAGAAAACGCCACGCAAAGGAAUCUGAGUGCAGCGUUCGAUAAUGUAAUGAUGUACUCCGAUAUGGUAUCUGGAAGCUCGAGAAGAAGUUGGAAGCUAUUAGCUCUAAUAUUAUCUGCUGAGCAAAAAAUCACUGAUGCUGAAACUGUAGUUGAUCUUGCUUUGGAUGAGACUGGAAGGAUUGACCAGUUUGAACUUCUUAGAUUAAAAGCUGUUCUUCAGAUUGCUCAAGAACAGCCCAAGCAAGCAAUAGAAAGCUACGGAGUUUUGCUAGCUCUUAUUCAAGCACAAAAAGAACAAAGUAAGGACUUCGAUUCUGAGCUAUUGAAGGAAAGAAUAUUCGAAAUGGAAACUUGGCAAGAUUUGGCUAAGGUCUAUACAGAGCUCGAGUCAUGGCCCAAUGCAGAAAUUUGUCUAGGCAAAGCCAAGUCGCUUGAAUUUUACUCCCCUGAAAAUUGGCAUACAACAGGUACUUUGUUCAAAGCUCAAUCGUUAUACAAAGAAGCCCUUGUUGCCUUCACAAUUGCAUUGUCAAUAGAACCCGAUUAUGUCCCAACUAUUGUUUCAACUGCAGUUGUACUGAUGAAAAUGAGCAGUCGAUCUCUCCCCAUCGCAAGAAGCUUCUUAAUGAAUGCUCUGCGAUUAGAACCCACGAACCACGAUGCAUGGUGGAACCUUGGAUUGGUUUAUAAGAUGGAAGGCUCAAUGCAGCAAGCAGCGGAUUUUUUCCAAGCUGCGCAUGAGUUAAAGAUGUCAGCUCCUGUUCAAAGCUUUGUAUGACUGGUAAGGCAAGUUUGAAGAUCAGCGAGCUUUUUGUGAUGUUUCAAGAAUCUAAUGCCCAAAAGAUUCACCAGAUUGGUUCACCAGAGAAAAGUUUAUAGUAAUCAAAGAUUUUGUAUAUUGAUUUAUCAAGGUGAGGGACAUUGGAUUGAAUGGAAGAAAGAAGUGUACUUACCAGGUCUUGUAACAUCAACCAACCCACACUGCAAGAAAUGUAUUUAUUGAUAGAAUUUGUUUGGGUUAUUUUCUUCUGAAUCAAAUUACAUCUAAAAGAGUGGUUAAGCUGUAAGAAUUAGAACUCGUCCAUGAGGAAUUAGAGUGGUUGGCACUAUCAUUGUUCAAGGUAAUCAAAGGAAAAAGCUUCCAUUCUCAGCCGUAAUGUACUCCUUGGGCUCAGCAUGACACAAGUCCCUUGAAGAAAAUUCGGUUGCACAUUCAUAACCGAAAAAUUAAAUCAGAAA